This is a messenger RNA of Aspergillus costaricaensis CBS 115574, 4944 nucleotides long. It is a transcript of the gene encA, whose product is annotated as non-reducing polyketide synthase encA. Gene Ontology annotation, molecular function: phosphopantetheine binding; fatty acid synthase activity. The annotation marks the transcript as partial. NCBI's taxonomy places the organism in Eukaryota, Fungi, Ascomycota, Eurotiomycetes, Eurotiales, Aspergillaceae. Gene Ontology annotation, biological process: fatty acid biosynthetic process; secondary metabolite biosynthetic process. The transcript has 3 exons. The record is from RefSeq and is a predicted model, not a curated record.
AGUUACGAGAGCCGGCCUCAUGAAUUCAUUUUCGACGCGCAGGGAGCUCUUUUCACUGGGCUGGGGCUAGGAUCUUUGGCUGCCACCGCGGUCGUUGCGUCCAGGUCACUGCUGGACGUGCCCACCACGGCAGCGGAGGUUAUCCGGAUAGCCAUGAGAUCCGGUAUCUUGCUGUACCAAAAGUCCCAGGACUUGGAACAACUGCCACUGGACAGUUCCCGGGAGAGUUGGACCACGGUUGUGAGGGGUUUGGACGAGAAGACGGUGCAAGAAGAGCUGGAGAUGUUUAAUAGGUCAAUGAAUAUCCCCCAGUCAGCCAAAGUGUACAUCAGCGUCGUAGAACCCGACGGCAGUGUAUUCGUUAGCGGUCCGCCGUCACGACUGCGCGAGUUCUUUAAUAAACCCGGAAAGGUUCAGUCGGCUCCCCGUGCACCGCUGCCAGUAUACGGGGGCCCCUGCCAUGCAGCUCACUUGUAUGACAGAACACACGCCGCGUGGGUAGUAAGGGAAGUCAACUCUGGCAUUGCGAGUCGCUGUCUCUCGGGACAUCCUCUUCUAUUAUCGAUGGGUAAUGGGCAAUCGUUGGCGGGCGAGACUGCAGGAGAACUUUUUGAGUCGGCCACAUAUGUGCUUCUGACAAGCAUAAUUCGCUGGGGUGACGUUCUUGAGGGGGUCAAAGGUUUUCCUCACUGGAAAGAUAAUAUGAAGCUGCGGGUAGAGACGUUCAAGUCACCCUCGCCUGCUGUGCAUGGCUUGUUAUCUGCUAUACAGUCAGGUUACCCUGAAAGCACGGUCAGCCUGGACGACCUUGACCAGUGGAUAAUCGACAAUAACCUUGAGCAAUCGUCGAACCCCAUGGACUCCAAGAUCGCUGUGGUAGGUAUGUCUUGUCGGUUGCCGGGAGGUGCAGAUGACUUGCAGCGAUUUUGGGACCUCCUUGAGGACGGACGGGAUGUGCACCAGAAGGUCCCAGGCAACAGAUAUGACGUUGAGAGUCACACAGAUAUAACAGGAAAACGACCAAACACUAGCCAUACCCCGUUCGGAUGCUUUAUUGACAGCCCUGGACUCUUUGAUGCAAGCUUCUUCGAUAUGUCUCCCCGCGAAGCGGGACAAACUGAUCCCACCCACCGCCUGGCCCUGCUUACUGCAUAUGAAGCCCUAGAACAUUCCGGAUAUGUGCCCGACCGCACCCGUUCAACUACCAGAGACCGCGUAGGGACGGUCUACGGCCAGUGCUCCGAUGACUACCGCGAAGCAAAUGCCGGGCAAAAUAUCGACAUGUAUUUUAUACCAGGAAACUACCGGGCAUUUGCUCCCGGUCGAAUCAGUUACUUUUUUAAAUUCUCCGGCCCCAGUUUCAGUUGUGAUACAGCGUGCUCUGCCAGUUUAGCUGCGGUUCAGAUCGGCUGUAGCGCGCUAACCCGUGGUGAGGCCGACAUGGUUGUUGCUGGGGGGUUGAAUAUCCUAACAGGGUCUGAUAGCUUUGCUGGUCUCAGUAGGGGCUUUUUCCUUUCCAAGACCGGAAACUGCAGGGUGUUUGAUGACGGUGCUGAUGGAUACUGCCGAGCCGAUGGAAUUGGUUCUAUUGUCCUCAAGCGCCUAUGUGAUGCGCAACAAGAUAACGAUAAUAUCUUAGGGGUGAUUCUCGGUACAGCUACCAAUCACUCAUCCCGUGCCAUUUCCAUAACGCACCCUCAUGCACCUACCCAGGAACAGCUCUAUCGUUCUGUCCUUUCCGAAGCAGGCAUCCAUCCACACGAUGUCGACCUGGUCGAAAUGCAUGGCACAGGAACACAGGCUGGGGAUGCGGCCGAAAUUGAAUCCGUCACCCGCGUCUUCAGUCCUUCAGUACCUCGGCGGUCACAUCCCCUGUAUAUUUCGUCUGUCAAGGCUAAUUUGGGACACGGAGAGGCCGCAGCUGGAAUUACAGCACUAAUGAAGGCACUCCUUAUCUUUCAGCAUAAUGCGAUUCCCAGGCAUGUGGGCAUAAAAACAGCGUUGAACUCCAAAUUCCCAAAUCUCGACCGGCUAAGCAUCCAUAUCCCUAUGGAGACCAUACCGUGGCCGUAUAGGUCAAAUAGAAAACGAUACAUCAUGGUCAAUAAUUUCAGCGCGGCAGGGGGUAACACAAGCUUGUUGCUGGAAGAGCCGCCUGUGCGGCCAGAUCCUCUAGGACCUCCGCAGACACGAUUCGUCGUGGCCCUUUCAGGCAAGAGCACGACUUCUCUGCAACGGAAUCUCGAAAGCCUGAUUACCUGGUUGGAAGCGAACCCAUCCGCACAGUUGGCAAGCCUCGCGUACACUACCACCGCCCGACGCAUACACCAUAAGUGUCGCAUCGCGAUGCAUGGCACGUCAAUAGCAGAGAUCGUCCAAGGGUUACACCAACGCGUGCAUGAGUUGAAGAUUGGACGAUUAGUGAGUAAACCGCCCUCCGUCGCAUUCGUCUUUUCGGGUCAAGGAAGCUUCUACAUCGGAGUGGGCUCGCAGCUCUUCAAGGAGUAUCCUCCGUAUCGGGAGCAAAUCCAGCGACUGGAUGAGAUCUGCAGACAGAAUGGGUUUGGCUCGAUACUCCCAGCUAUCACAGAUACCAGCGCGGAUGUCACUCAAUUAAGCGCGUUGGUGACCCAGCUUACUACUGUCUGCGUCCAAAUUGCCCUUUGUCGUUUCUGGGGGACACUCGGUGUGAAGCCUGCCGUAGUUAUCGGCGCCAGUCUCGGGGAGUACGCGGCGCUGUAUGCUACAGGAGCGCUCUCGGCCAGCGACGUUAUCUUUUUGGUUGGACAACGUGCUCUGCUUAUGCAGGAGCUUUGCACGGCUAACAGCUAUGGAAUGCUAGCUGUACAGGGAGCCGUCGAGGAUAUACGUCGCUGCCUGCAAGGCCGAGCAUACGAGGUCGCCUGUAUUAACGGGCCCCGAAGUAUCACGGUCACUGCGUCGGUCACGGAAAUCGUAGACAUACAAGAGUGUCUAGUGUCGAAAGGGUACCGCAGUGUCCAGUUGAAUGUCCCGUUUGCGUUUCACUCCUCCCAAAUGGACCCCAUACUGGAUCGAUACGAAGAUAUCGCAAAGGCUAUCUUCUUCAAGAGCCUCAAAAUCCCACUCAUUUCAUCCACGUUGGGCGAUGUGGCCGUAGAAAGUGGUAGCUUGGCCCCCUGUCAAUUCCUGCGGGAUAACACGCGGGCGCCCGCCCGUUUCUCCGAAGCCCUGACGAAGGCGCAGCAUAUGGGCCUCGUAAACUCACAAACUGUUUGGGUGGAAAUUGGAGUCCACCCGACCUACUCGGGCGCCGUCCGUGCCACUCUCGCGGAUGUCAUGGCUAUCGUACCAAGCUUGCGGUCAGAUGAGACUAACUGGCAUACAUUGGCUGUUAGCAUGUGCACCCUUCAAGAGACCGGAGUCCCACUCGACUGGAAUGAGUGGUAUCGACCCUUUGAGCCACAUCUCCGCCUGCUGGACUUGCCAUCCUAUCAAUGGGAUCUGAAAAAUCACUGGAUUCAGUACAACGGAGACUGGCUGCUGGUGAAAGAUAAACGGCCUGUAACAGAGUCAAUCUCCGCCGCAACGCCAUCCUUCCGCACUGCUUUGGUGCAUCAGAUUGUGGAGGAGUCGUUCGGGCAAAAUGGCGGAGAGCUCGUCGUACAAUCCGACGUGAUGGACAAGGACUUUUUUGCGGUGGCGUCGGGACACAAAAUGAGUGGGCGGCCGCUCGUUUCAGUGUUUUCCUACCCCGACGUAGCUUUCACAUUGGCAAAGUAUAUGCACUCCCGCCUCAUGCCUGAGGCACCGCUUCCGGCCAUGGAGUUUGGUGAAGUAAGGGUGUUCCAAGGACUGCUCCCAAGAAAAGAUCAGUCCAAACCACAAUGGGUUGGGAUGCGCAUGCAGGCGGAUCGCCACUGUGAAACGUUGCAGUUGUCUAUAUCUAGUCUCUUGGAUGAGACCUCACCAGCACAGGAGCUGGCCAGUGGCGUCGUAACAUGCGGUGACAAGCAGGAUUGGCUAGAUGAAUGGGCAGAUUACUCCCACCUUUUGACGACCCGGAUCGCCACACUACACCAGAUGGCGGAUCAUGGACAGGCGAGCCGUCUUUCCCGGGAUCUGGUGUACACACUUUUCAAAAAUAUCGUCGACUACGCAGACCACUAUCGCGGUAUACAGUCGGCGGUGCUGCACGAUCUGGAAGCUGUUGCUGAUGUGAAUCUUGCGCCUAGCAAUGACAGCCGCUGGACGGCGCCUCCUCAUCACAUUGAUCCAAUCGCUCAUAUUGGGGGUCUGGUGCUCAAUGCCGGCCAUGCCACCGACCAUCAUAAUACCAUCUAUGUAAUGGACGGAUGGAAAUCAAUGCGGUUCGCAGAGGACCUCGUUCCAGGCGAGCUCUAUCGAUCCUAUGUCAAAAUGAACCCGGCUCGCGAUGCUUCAGGUUUUUCCACCGGGGACGUCUAUGUUCUGCAUGGGGACCGUAUUAUAGGAAAGAUCCGUGGAAUGACAUUGCGUCCGCUGCCUCGUAUCUUGAUGACUCGCUUCUUCGAUCCCCCGGACUGUGGUGAUAGCGUGUUGCCUCGCCGCCUUCAGCCCCAAGACCUGCCGGAUGUACAGCACCAACACAGCCCCUCGACAGAGUCGGGCCCGGGUGACGAACCAAGGGAUCCGAAUACCAGCCCGCCUACCCCGGAAGUUGACUUACCAAUCGCUCCAUCUGUGACGAAAGCCAACACCGAGCUCGUCCGUGAUGCACUAGCUCUGCUCGCCGCAGAGACCGGAGUGGAGCCGGACAGUCUGACUGAUGAAACGGAGGUUUCUGCACUGGGCAUAGAUUCACUUUUGUCGCUCGUCCUAGUGGAAAGAUUCUCGACCGAGCUGCAAGUUAACAUCCAGAGUUCUUUCUUGCUGGAAUCUCCCACAAUACUAGAACUGAAGGAGUAUCUCACUGCGUCUUAUUGA